ACUUUGUGGUAAGUAGCUCGUCACACAUUGAAAACGCAAUGACGACAGAUCACAUGACAUGUAUAUGUGUACAUAGGCACAAAUAUAGCCUGUUCGAGGUGGCAAUGCCCCUCCUAAACAAAGGAUUACGUCAGUGGAACAUGAUGAAACGCGAAGCCUAUCAAAUUAUGACAUUGUAAUUGGACUGUUUGGAUUUGACCGGCCAAUUUACGAUCACAAUAUUGUAGUUCACUGGACUAUGAACGUGGAAAUUAGAACUGUUGUAUGUUAUACACUAUCUGGACUCUGGCAUUUUCAACUGACGUGACCUGGUUUUUGCAACACAAGGGUAAAUUGUCCACGUGAAAAAGAUUUCAACAGAACGGUUCAUGAAAGAGAGUGAUGCUACUUCGAUCUUGACAACCUGAUUAACUAAAGAGGUGAUAUACAGAGAUCAAACAUGAUCAGUGGAUUGUUGGGAGGUUAUGAGACUAGUCGGUGUAAGAUUGUAUUUUCUAUGUUUUACAGGAUCAGUGGAUUGUUGGGAGGUUAUGAGACUAGUCGGUGUAAGAUUGUAUUUUCUAUGUUUUACAGGAUCAGUGGAUUGUUGGGAGGUUAUGAGACUAGUCGGUGUAAGAUUGUAUUUUCUAUGUUUUACAGGAUCAGUGGAUUGUUGGGAGGUUAUGAGACUAGUCGGUGUAAGAUUGUAUUUUCUAUGUUUUACAGGAUCAGUGGAUUGUUGGGAGGUUAUGAGACUAGUCGGUGUAAGAUUGUAUUUUCUAUGUUUUACAGGAUCAGUGGAUUGUUGGGAGGUUAUGAGACUAGUCGGUGUAAGAUUGUAUUUUCUAUGUUUUACAGGAUCAGUGGAUUGUUGGGAGGUUUCGGCAAGUGGUCCAGACUCACAGGAAGUUCCGACGAUGAUUGGAUUGACCGACUCAACCAUAUAUGGACGGUUGUGAUGCUGUCCCUUUUCGCGGUUAUUGUCAGUUCAGGUCAGUAUGUCGGUGACCCGAUCCAGUGCUGGUGUCCUGCGGAGUUCACCGGUGCACGUGUGUCAUACACAAAAUCUGUUUGUUGGAUUUCAAACACGUAUUACAUUCCAAAUGAAAAUGAAAUACCUAGGGAUGAUACUGUCCGGGAGGAGGCUGAGCUUAGCUACUAUCAAUGGGUCCCGCUGAUCUUCCUCAUUCAGGCCCUCAUGUUCAAGUUGCCAAAUGUUGCUUGGCAUAUGCUGAACGGGUACUCGGGAAUAAGUCUUGACAAAAUCACAACCAUGGCUGAAGACACUUUGCUUGCAUCUCCGGAAAAACGCUACGAAAAGAUCAUGUAUAUUGCCAAGUACAUGAAUCGAUGGAUUGAAACACACAGAGAUUGGCACUACAAUUUUUUCGUGCGGAUGCGGCAGAAACUCUCAAAUAUAUUAUGUUUCUGUGUUGGAAAAAGAGACGGUACCUAUCUGACAGGAUUUUAUUUGUUUGUCAAAGCUCUUUACUGUGUUAAUAUUGUCGGACAGUUUUUCUUGCUCAACGAAUUUUUGUCCAUGGACUACAAUCUGUUUGGUGUUGAGGUUCUCAGCUUCCUGAUGGCGAAUGGGGAAUGGAAGGCAUCACCACGCUUUCCUCGGGUCACACUUUGUGACCUUCAAAUCCGUCAGCUCAACAAUCUACAACGUUUUACAGUCCAGUGUGUUCUGCCGAUAAACUUGUUCAACGAGAAAUUAUUCAUAUUCCUGUGGUUCUGGUUACUGUUCGUAGCGGUUCUAACCUUUAUCAACUUUUCCAGCUGGGUGUACGAUAUCAUUUUUAAAGAGAACAAAGUUCGCUUUGUUAGAAAAUACCUCACAAUUCUUGGACAGCUAGAGACAGGGUUUGACAAAAAGGUGUCUCGUAAAUUUGCGGAGGAAUAUUUACGCGGCGAUGGUGUGUUUGUGCUGAGGGUUGUGGGUAAAAACUCUUCAGAUAUGGUGCUAACAGAUUUAGUUCAGCAUCUCUGGAAAGUGUUUAAGGAAGAACACUGUAAACUGCCAAAUAAAGACGAUGGACUCGGUUCAGAUCCUGAACCAAAUGAAAAAGACGUGAUGAAUGGAGAUGUUAUACACACCAAAGGCAACAAUUACAAUGUAUGACCUUGAAGAACAAGGUUUGACCUUGAAGAACUUUGACCAUAUUAAAAUUUUAGCUCAGAACAUUUAGAUGUUAAGUUGUCUGAAUAUUAUAUUAAAUGUUCUAAGUGACGAUUUACAUGUUAUACUUUUAUGUAUAAUGUGUUGUGUACAUAUAUAUGUAUAUAUGAUAUGUACUAUACUUAUAUGUUUACAAAUGUAAUCGGUUUAUCAGCAAUGUAGCAUUAUAUAGACUUCAUCAGGGAACCCUAACCCUAACCCUAAACAACAAACAUAAAAUGAAAGUAUUUUAAGUAAGUUUUUCUCAAUGUGUUUCCUUUCUUAAGCUGUUGCAAGUACUGGUUCAUAUGUGUAUGUAAUACUUAUUUUAUGGUAGCUAUAAAUAUUUAGAGGUGUACAGGGUUAGACACUAACUUUUUUUGCUUGGUAGAUAUAAUAGUCCAGGACUAGUUAAAUAUAUUAUUUACUAGUCCAAGAUUUCCUGAUGAGGAAAAAUAACGAUCUACAUCAAAAAACAUAAAAAGUAAUCGACUACCUAGGGGACUUAAAAUAAUUACUGCUAUAAAAAUAUGUAAAAUAUGUAAAAUAAAAAUAAAAUUGGAAAAUGGAGGGGUCAUUUUCAGUUUUGAGGGGUCAAUCUCAAUGGCCCUGGGGCCUCCAGGGUAGGAUUAUCCCUGAUGUACAUAGGUCACAUGUCCCUGUGUGUGUACAUUUACUGCUAAAGGCCUUAGAUCUGCCCCCCCUAUUAUAGACCUAAUUAAAGCUGUUCACAGACUGAUGUCAAGAUAUACAGUUUGAGGCCCAAUAAAGGGAUUGAAACUUAUGACUAAGCUCAUCAGCAAGAUAUAUAUGUAAAGCAUAGGAGAGUACUUGUUGAAAAUUUAUACAUAAUACAUGUAGUCUGUAGACCAUUAUGUUGAUUUGUUUAUAGCAUGCAUGCUAAAAUCUUCUUUAUUUAAUUAAGUUUGUGUAUUUCAAUUUUUUCCAUAGCCAAUGCGAUUUCUGUCUGAGUUGAGACUGUUAUUAUUUAUUAACCUUUGUCUUCAAUUUAAAAAUGUAUCUCUUAAUUCCAUCAUGUUGUAACAAUGUACACUCACAUUUAUUUCAGUAGUCAUUUUUGUCAAUAUCUAACCUUCAUAGCCUGGGAGGCUAAAUCCUCUCAGGAUUAUAGAGCUGUAUACAUAGCGGUACUGAGGUCAGAUCAGACAGGUUCCAAGGUCGGAUCAGACAGGUUCUGAGGUCGGAUCAGACAGGUUCCGAGGUCGGAUCAGACAGGUUCCGAGGUCGGAUCAGACAGGUUCCGAGGUCGGAUCAGACAGGUUCGAGGUCGGAUCAGACACUGACAGGUUCGAGGUCGGAUCAGACAGGUUCCGAGGUCGGAUCAGACAGGUUCCUAGGUCGGAUCAGACAGGUACCGAGGUCAGAUCAGACAGGUGCGAGGUCGAAUCAGACAGGUUUGAGGUCGGAUCAGACAGGUUCCGAGGUCGGAUCAGACAGGUUCUGAGGUCAGAUCAGACAGGUUCGAGGUCGGAUCAAACAGGUUCCGAGGUCGGAUCAGACAAGUUCCAAGGUCGGAUCAGACAGGUUUGAGGUCAGAUCAGACAGGUUCCGAGGUCGAAUCACUCAGGUUCUAGUGUAUGCCACUGUACCUAACAGACCUAGAUGAUCUGUGUCCACUGUUACAGUAUACACAGUAUUACAUAGAAACAGUAUUAGUAUGCACUCACAGUGUGUUGCAUUGCAUAUAAGUGAAAAUAUGAUUCUUGACUUUAAUGUUGCAUUUAUUUUUACAGUCAUAAUGACUUAUGUUUUAUGUGCAAGGCAGUAAUUUGUAGAAGUGGAAAUUUUUAUUUUUUGAAAAAAACAUACAUGUACAUCAUAUUUGACCUUAUUAAACACCCUGUAAAACUUCCUGAUAGCAGAUUCAAAAUUCAUUGUUAUAGUCUAAAGUUUUAAGGGUCAUAAAUGUUUUACAGACAUUUUCUAGUUUUCAAUUAAUUUGAUAUAAAGUUACGGUGAAGGAAUAUGCUGCUUUGCUUGUACAGUACCAAGAGAAAGAAAAGGGGACACAUUAUAAGGUUACAGUACCAAGAGAAAGAAAAGGGGACACAUUAUAGGGUUACAGUACCAAGAGAAAGAAAAGGGGACACAUUAUAAGGUUGAACACAAUAUUUUUCAAAUUGCUCAACUCAAUCAUAAUAAUGUGUACAAACAUUUAAUUGCAUAUCAUGACUUCUGGUAUUGAUUACAUAUAUACAUGUACCACCCAGGGUCUUACCAUCUAGUCAUCAGGCACAGACAGAAAGAGUAAAAAAACAUGAACAUUCACACUUCCACAACUUAAGUAUACCACUCUUUCAUGUCCCUAGUCGGCCCACUAAAGUAUACCACUCUAUCAUGUCCCGUCAGCCCACUAAAGUAUACCACUCUAUCAUGUCCCUCGUCAGCCCACUAAAGUAUACCACUCUAUUCAUGUCCCUAGUCAGCCCACUAAAGUAUACCAUUCUAUCAUGUCCCUAGUCAGCCCACUAAAGUAUACCACUCUAUUCAUGUCCCUCGUCAGCGUUUUUGAAUUUUUUUGUCAUUUUAUUCCACAGUUAGCCUUACAUUAAUGAAAUAGAUUUUAUUUUGUACAAGUUUGGGACCAACAUGAUACUUAGUGUUUUGUAGUCCGAUGUCUUCCUUUCAACUGUUCUAUAACAAAGAGACAUUAUUGUACAAUGUACUAGGUUUCCACCAUCUGGUUUCAAUUAAAUCUUGUCUAGGGCUCAAUUUGGAUCUGUUAUCUUGGUAUCAUGAUGAAACCAUGUACCGGCAUGUAUCACCCAGUGGCUUUCACAAAGGGAUAUUAAUAUCAGAUUCUUUUAAUUAAUUUAUUAAUGAUACAGGUAUAUGCCUAAACAGCCAAUAAAAAUAAGCACAUACAUUUCUGGUCAUUUCAAUUUUGGCAAAUUGGUCAGCUGCUGUACCACCUUUUGUCAAAUAUGAAACUUUAUAAUGGAAAAUUUUCUCUGAUGUUUUAUUUUUCGCCUUUUUCACCCUUUGCAAUGAGGGCAAAUUUAUUAUAACAGCGAACAGUAAUAAGUGAUAUGAUAAACAUAGUAAACAGAUGUGAAGAGCGAAAAAUUAACAAAAACAGAUUUUUAUGGAGCGGGGGGGGAGAUUUGACUUUGUGAAAGUAUUCAGUAAAAAACUAAAAAAAACUUUUAUGUACCUGACCAAAUGCCGUAACGAGAUUUCAUUAAAAUUUUUAAAAAAUCCUAAUUCUUCCGAGACCAGGAAAAUCACUUGUAACUAAGCAUGUUAUAUAAAUAUAAAAGAUAUGAAAGAAAAAAAGGACUGUUUUUGCCUCACAUUUAUAACCUUAUCAAUCUCCAUAAUGAAAGUCAGAUAUAUCAUUAGAAAGAAAAAGUACAAAUGUAUGUGUUGUUUGAUGUGAAGAUGUGGGUUAGUACAAAGUCAUUGUGAUCUAUUCUGCUGUAACAUAUAGCCCGUAUUAUACUACCAUUGAGAUUGUUUGUAUGUCUUUGUCAUAUGAAACAGAAAACAGGAUUAUGGGCAUUCUAAUUGUACUGCGUUAAAAUGUGAUAAUUACGUGUAUAUAUAUUUAUCAUAUGAAUACCAUGUUAUGCAGUGUCAUAAAGCCAUCACAUAAAUUAUGUUUAUGUAACGUGUGUAAUAUCACUCCAGAAAUGACGUCACAAUCAAAUAGGAACAAUCAAUGUAACGUCGCGUUAUUGUGAAGCGGACACAAUUUUCAUUGUUUCAGAGGGGACCAAGUGCAAAAUAUUUGUUUCAGAUCACAAUUAUACAGUUUACUUUGU
Mizuhopecten yessoensis (Yesso scallop) is the source of this 5925-nucleotide messenger RNA. RefSeq names its product innexin unc-9-like. The record is from RefSeq and is a predicted model, not a curated record. Lineage: Eukaryota; Metazoa; Mollusca; Bivalvia; Pectinida; Pectinidae. The transcript is spliced from 3 exons. The coding region runs from base 440 to 2104 and encodes 554 amino acids.